CGCGCUCGCAGCGUCUUUGACUCGGAUCGUAUAAAAAUCCAUGGCCGUGACGUCACCGCCAGCUAAUGUAACACACACGGAUUAAAGAUGGCGCCCUCUCAUGCGCUGAGGUGCUGCAAGCGGACUGUGAACUGGAUACCUGUCGUGUUUAUAAACCUGGUCGUCGGCUGGUCGUACUACGCGUAUGUUGUGGAGCUAUGCGUCUAUACAAUAACAAAUAAUGCAGAACGAGUCUGCUAUUUGAUCCUCUUUCACAUUUCCUUCGCCAUGUUUAUAUGGUCCUACUGGAAAACGAUCGGGUCAAAACCAGCCGGACCCUCAAAAGUAUUCAGUCUCCCCAGAGCAGAGAAGGAACUGUACGAGCAAGAGGAGCGAGCCGAGACGCAACAAGAGAUUCUUCAGAAAGUGGCGAAGAAUUUACCCGUCUAUACGUUCAAGGCAGGAAAAGCUGUCCGAUACUGCGACCACUGCCAGAUUAUCAAACCUGACCGCUGCCACCACUGCUCCACCUGUGAGAAGUGUGUGCUGAAAAUGGACCAUCACUGCCCCUGGGUGAAUAACUGUGUCGGAUUCUCAAACUACAAGUACUUUGUGCUGUUCUUGACCUACGCCUCGCUCUACUGCGUCGUCAUUUGUUCCACAAUCAUCCAGUAUUUCAUCAAAUUCUGGACAAAACAGCUGCCCGACACGCCGUCCAAAUUCCACAUCUUGUUCCUGUUUUUCGUGGCCGCCCUGUUCUUCAUCAGCAUCCUGUCACUCCUCAGCUACCACAUGUGGCUCGUGGCAAAUAACAGGACCACUAUAGAAGCUUUCCGGGCUCCCUUCUUCACAAGCGGUCAAGACAAGAACGGCUUUUCUCUGGGCUUCAGCCGGAAUGCAGCCGAGGUGUUUGGAGACCAGGCGAAGUACUGGAUGGUUCCUGUGUACUCGAGUCAAGGAGAUGGACAAUCCUUUGGCACCAGAUUGGUGCACAUGGAUCUGAAACAAGCAAACAGUAUCCUCCAGCAAAAUGGCAAAAGCGCUGCCGAUGGGAAGGCCGGCGCCUGUGCGCUCGGGAACAACACUCAAUACGCGGCAGACGACAGCCGAGAGAACACCGACGGAGGCCGGACCGUGUCGGUGACGAUGGAGCGUGAGCCGUAGCAGGCAUGUGACCGCCAUGUGACCGCCAUGUGACCGCCAUGUGUAGAGUUGUGCCGCUCGGUCCUCCCGUUGUUUAUUUGUCCUUCCGGCUGUCGCUGCAGGUCGCACGGGGACACCGGUAGACCACGACGCCUUAAACCCGGGAGCUUCGCCACCUCCACAGGAGACGUCCCUCCACCCUCGCUUUGAGUCUGACGAGUGCGGCCCAGAGACACGUCGUUUUCCUGUGUACUUCAAACGGACCCGUCCUUCAUUCGGCUUUAAAAAAACGGCGCCACAACGCGAUUGUUGUCCCGGCAACAAGCUGCACGGCGGCCUCGCAGACCGCGCCAGGUCUGAGGGGGAUUCACAGUUUUCUGCCACAGACAUUCGAAUAAUGUUUUGUCAUUAUUGCAUCUGAAAAAUACUCUGGCGCUGCUUUUUCUUUCCUCAUAUCAUGAGCAUGUCAAUGCAUUGUGUGUGUUUUAUAAACAUGAUUAAUCACAUUAUACAUUCCCACUAGACAAACAGCCGGUUGUCAGUAUUAAUGCAGCAUUAAUAACUAAAUGAGAGCGGCGGGAACCACUAAAGUGAGAUGUGUAUUACAGUAUUAGUUUUAACCUCCAAGCACCGUGCCAUUAUUAAGAGCAACAGUCAGUUAUCAAAUGGUAUAAUAUAGUUAGUUUACAUAUAUUUAAAAGCUUUGUGUUAACAAUUUAAAGAGAUUAUUAUUUUUAUUAUCAUUAUUUUUUACAUUUCAAUAUUUUUACUGUGGUUAAAUAAUAAAAUGUAACGUUCUGUUAACCUUCAUUAAAAAUGUUUUUUAUUGCAUUUCAAACUUAUUUAAAACACAUGAGUCAAUGCUGUUUUCAUUGCACUAUACAAUUUGUAAUUUAUUUAUUUUUCAAGCUUUUAUAAAUUAAAUGUCUUAGAGUGUGUUGUUUUUAUUGUAAUGAGUUAUUUAAAAACAUAUAUUUAGUUAGUUGUUUUAAUGUGUAUUGUGCUCUUCCACAGAUUGGAUUCUAACUUAAUCAAUCUUGUGUUUUAAUGCAAAUAAUUAAUUCUGACUAAACUAAAUAGAUUAAUUUGAAGGUUGAAAAGUUUAAAAUGACACCCCAAUAAAACUCAAGGAUGUUUGAUCCUGAGUCCUUGAGCCUGUAAAGCACAGAUACGGUGCUCUAUAGACGGCUCAUGCUUUAUUGGGUUAAGUUCAGUGACCUGUAGACAACAAUAAUAAUGUGUAGAAGUUACACAUGAAGUUUAAUUACUAACUGAACUCACGCAGCUGUAGGCCCGUAAAGAGCAUUUCUUUUUCAUUGAGACAAAACCGUCAUUGUUCUAUAUAACAAUAAAUAUUUAAGAAACUAUAAA
Pseudoliparis swirei is the source of this 2493-nucleotide messenger RNA. RefSeq names its product zinc finger DHHC-type palmitoyltransferase 20a (gene zdhhc20a). Lineage: Eukaryota; Metazoa; Chordata; Actinopteri; Perciformes; Liparidae. Gene Ontology annotation, molecular function: protein-cysteine S-palmitoyltransferase activity. Gene Ontology annotation, cellular component: Golgi apparatus; endoplasmic reticulum. The transcript has 12 exons. The coding region runs from base 88 to 1143 and encodes 351 amino acids. The record is from RefSeq and is a predicted model, not a curated record. Gene Ontology annotation, biological process: peptidyl-L-cysteine S-palmitoylation; synaptic vesicle maturation; protein targeting to membrane.